Cryptotermes secundus is the source of this 2208-nucleotide messenger RNA. RefSeq lists its product as uncharacterized. The transcript has 6 exons. NCBI's taxonomy places the organism in Eukaryota, Metazoa, Arthropoda, Insecta, Blattodea, Kalotermitidae. The coding region runs from base 218 to 2014 and encodes 598 amino acids. Gene Ontology annotation, molecular function: protein binding. The record is from RefSeq and is a predicted model, not a curated record.
AUGAUAAGAUAAGCAAAUGCAGCCCACCUUCUGUGGCCUUUGCGACAACCAAGCGAUACAGAUUUCAGUGUUUAGUAUCGAACCGUGGUUACAUCUGACCCAUAUGACAUAACAGCUGGGAAAUGUGACAUAACCGCCAAAUUUAACUUCAAGUUAUGUUUGUGAACGUAUGAAGAAUAACGCAAGAUAAUAAAGUUUUUGUGAAUGCAUAUUAGUUAUGACCACAGAAACCGAAAAGCUGAAGAAGAGGCUAGAACUGAUGAGCAAGGAAUUGUCAUUACAUCAACGUAAGUUAAGGAGACAUAUUCGGAAGAAAGAAGUCAAACUGAAUGACAAGAAAGCAAAAUUUACCAAGAAUUCAUCACACUGUACAAUUGGCACCAUUGCCAAGCAUCCAUGUGUCUUAGAAAUAUCAGCUCUUGAAAAAUGCAACAAAGGUCUUGUAUCCAGCUUAAGUAAACAUAAUUUUAUUUAUUCUAGUGAUUCAAAAGAUGAAGCACGGGGGGUUUCAGUGGGUGCUACAUUACCACACAGUCAUAGCAUUCACAUUGCUAGUGAACCCAAAAUUAUACAAAAAAAUGUAAGCAGAGAAGAACAUGUAUGUGCAACAGUUGUCCCUGAACUUGCAUCGCAACAAUACUUCCCUGUUUUGGGAGAAGAGAAUUCAUCACUCAAGCAAAGUGACAUCACUAAUAAAGACAUAGGACCAACUAUCAGUACAGACUGUAAAGAAGCUCCUACAUACUCAACAUACUCAACUCCAAGGAAAUUGAUUAGCAAUGAAAAUGACAGUAAUUGGUCACCCAUAUUAACUCAAAAAAAUUGUGUUUCAAAGAGUUCUGCAAAGCCACGAACCAGCUUUAUAGAAAAAAGAAAGAAAUGUUUAUUGUCAUCAACUAAAUCAAAGAAAAAAUAUAUCCACAAGCAGACUUCAUUCACAUUAAACCAUGAGAUGUUGCAUAAAGUGAAAAACGCUUUACCUCUAGAUAGUCUCGCUGCCCCAGGUGAUAUUACAAGUUCCGAAAGCACAAGGGUCACACAUACUGAUGAUACACUUCUAGUCAGAGAGGACACAGUUUAUAAAAAACCAGAGAGAAAUGGUUUUGUAACAUUCCCUCCAUGUGUAGCCAAAGGCAGAGUUUUAUCUGUCAUUUUUGAAGACAGCUUUCUUGUUUUAGUUCAAGAGUUUCAAAUCAGUCUCUGGAGAUUUUUUAAAAGAAAAGCACCGUGCUGGUUUCACAUCGGAGUGUUACCUCGCAAACUUCUUGAUUGUGGAAUCUCAGUGGGAUGUAUGAGCAGGAAGGUUAACUUUGGCAGUGAGCAAAUGUUUGUCUGUAUUGAACUGUGGACAUCUGAUGCAGAAGAACAGACUAUACUGACAUGUGUGAUAUACAGCUAUAAUACAAUUGAACGUACAUUCAAAUCUUGCUGCGUCGAAUUUAAGCACAUACAAUGGUACAUGAAGAAUGUACAGUUCUGCAUCCUUCCUGAGCUCUCAGUAGCUGUCAGCUGGGCACUAUGUGAUGAUGCCCUCAGCACAAAAAUUGUGAAGUUUAAUAUUGAUGUUGAGUCCCAGUUGAUUCUGAAAUCUACAGAGAUGGUUCCAGUGAUGGGUGCUGUAAAUUCUCUUCAUUCCCUUAAAGGCUGCGAAGCAGUCAUCAUUGGGGAGAGUACCUCACAAAUAUACCUGUGGAACCACUAUACUGGUGCCCUUGUUAAAUUAAUCCAGUGUCUGAGGACUGAUACAAAGCUGCAAUGGGCUGAUGAGGACCAGGGUUUCCUAUUUGCAGCAGUUUCUACUCUGCUGCACACAGAACUAAUAGCAGUGAAUCUAACAACAGGGAAGCAGAAACAAGUGCGCAAAUACCUCCUUCCAGACACACACAAGCUAAUGGGAAUCAGCGUGGAGCGUGGGAAGAUGAUGGCAGUUUUCGUGGAAGGAUUCAUGUGCUGGGAUCUCGUGGCUGAAACAGGAACCACACGGGCAAAUACUCAAAUAUUAAAUUGGCAAUAGCAUGUACUACAUUUUGGGUCCAUUAAACAGUCAAAACAGUCGAUGUAAAUGUGCCUACAACUAUAAAUAAUAUUUUGACACUGUACAGAUUGCCUCUUGUGCUUCUGACUUGAUAGCAGUUAACCAUUUCUCUGUAUUGUUGUAUCUAUAGUAUGUCUAAAAAUAUUGCAAUAAAAUAUGAUGAUCACUUCAAA